AUGCGCUGCUCAACCGUCUUCGCUGGCCUUUUCAUGGCUGCCUCCGCCUUGGCUCUUCCUCUGGAUGCCUCUUCCUCCAACACGGCCCUCAAGCCUGUCGAAGCCGUCAAGGACCUGUCCGCCAGAGCACCUGCUCCUCAGAUCGACAUCGACUUGAGCGAUGUCCUUGGCGACGUCUCCGACGUUGUUGAUAACCUGGUCGUUGCCUUGGAGCAGGUCUUGGAUCCCGUCCUGUUGGCGCUCCAAAACGUCACCACCGUCCUCAACGAGCUGCUGGUCGACCCCAGUGUCGUCGACUCCACCCUGACCCUGGCCAAUUCCCUCAUUACCAUCCAAGGUGUUCAGACCUCUAUCAACGGCCUUACCGGCGCUACCUUGACCACCGACGAUGUGUCAGACCUGACCAGUGUCAACAGCGCUCUUCAGACUCUUCUCGACACCGUGAACAACCUCAUCUCCACUGGCAAUACCGACACCACCCUGGUCAGCAUCCAAACCCUGCUCAACCAGAUCAUUGCUACUGUGAACGGCCUACUGGAUGGUAUCACCGUCACCGCAUAA
Molecule: messenger RNA, 561 nt
Organism: Fonsecaea erecta
Lineage: Eukaryota; Fungi; Ascomycota; Eurotiomycetes; Chaetothyriales; Herpotrichiellaceae
Exons: 2
Coding region: 1-561 (186 amino acids)
Source: RefSeq, a predicted model, not a curated record